AUGGCAGUCUCUGCGGUUGAACAGCUUCAGGUGAUGACAUCAAAAAGGCAAUACAAGGAGGCAGCUACACAGCUGGAGUGCUUGCAUAAUCAUUUAGGCUAUGCUUCUUUCUGCUUAGGUACUGGGACAAAGACAGAGGAAAUUUUUUUGCUAAAGAAUUUAUCUGAUUCUUGCUUGGUUAUUGAUGCUCCGGGGCCAUCUGUGAGGGAAGAGUUGAUAAACAACUUUUGCAGCAGGGAGCUAACCUCAUAUGAACAAAUUUAUGUAGGAGCUGAAUUGAAAACGUUGGAUGUAGAGCGGAUAUACAAUCGGUUAAAUUGUCUAAUUCGAACAAAUCAAGAAAAAUGGACGAUUUUUCCUGCUUCAUGGCAUGUGCCUUAUAGACUAUGCAUCCAGUUGUGCAACAAAACAAGGGUGCAAGUAGAAUCUAUUCUAGUCAACCUGAAAGAGAAGCCAGAUGUAGAAAAAUUGCUUCUGGAACUGAAAAGGACGCUAGAGUUUGAAAUGGAACUUGAAAUGAAAUUUGUUGGUGGUGGGAGUUUCGGAGAUGACACUAAGGAAAUUGGUGGAGGGGGAAAUAAUAGUCAGAAAGUGCCAUUGCUCACUAGUUACUUGUCCUGGCAGUUUAACUUCCGUGGAAUGAUCUCUUCUUGCUUCGAGCCCCAUUUAACCUAAUAUAUUGAGAAGGAAGAGAUGGAACUUAUGCAACUCCUGGAGAAAGUUGUUCAGGAGGAAAUAUGGGAUAUUGAAGAGGAAAGUCAAACUAAUAUUCUAUCUAGCAGCAUACUGUUGUUUUUCACUAUAAAAAAGAGCUUGAAACGUUGUAGUGCUCUCACCAAGAACCAGACUUUAUUCAAUUUGUUCAAGGUCUUUCAACGAGUUCUGAAAGCCUAUGCAACAAAGCUAUGUUUUAAGCUCCCAAAAGGAGGCACCAGUAUCAUUGCCGCAGCCACAGGCAUGGAGGGUCGGAUAAAGGUCUCGGACAAAGAUGAAAGGAUGAUAUGUUACAUAGUUAAUACUGCAGAGUAUUGUCACAAAACAUCUGGUGAUCUGGCAGAAGAAGUCUCAACAAUUAUUGACCCGCCUUAUGCUGACGGUGUAGACAUAUCAGAGGUCCAGGAUGAAUUUUCAUCCGUCAUAACGAGAGCAUUGGUGACACUAGUUCACGGACUGGAAACUAAAUUUGACAAAGAAAUGGUAGCCAUGACGCGCAUCUCAUGGGGCACACUUAAGAGUGUGGGUGACCAUUCUAUUAAGUACGUCGAUGGAAUAAAUACAAUCCUUUGCAGCAGCAUUCUUGUCCUUGGAAACCUUCUAACAACGGUUUACUCAUUUUUCCUCGACAAGCUGGCAUUAUCCCUUGGACCAAGGUUCUAUGCUAAUAUUUUCAGAUGCAAGCAAAUAUCAGAAACUGGAGCUCACCAGAUGUUGCUAGAUGCGCACGAUAUGAAGAUGAUAGUUUUAAAAGUUCCAUCUCUUGCCAGACAGACUCCAACUGCGAGCUAUGUCGAAUUUGUGAACCAUCAAAUGAAAAGAGCUGAAGCAGUCCUAAAGGUCAUAACAUCCCCAAUCGUCUCAGUGGUAGACACUUAUUGUGCACUGUUUCCAGAAGGAACACCAAUGGAGUUUCAACGCAUCUUGGAACUUAAGGGUCUUACGAAAGCUGAGCAGAAGAGUAUACUUGAUGAUUUCAACAAUCCUGGUUGCAGCGGCAAUGCCAGAAGCACCUGCACCGCCACUGGCAGUCGCUAA
This is a messenger RNA of Arabidopsis lyrata subsp. lyrata, 1752 nucleotides long. RefSeq names its product vacuolar protein sorting-associated protein 53 A. Gene Ontology annotation, biological process: retrograde transport, endosome to Golgi. Gene Ontology annotation, cellular component: GARP complex. The record is from RefSeq and is a predicted model, not a curated record. Lineage: Eukaryota; Viridiplantae; Streptophyta; Magnoliopsida; Brassicales; Brassicaceae.